AUGCCGUUUCCGUCGUCAAGUGACGACCCCAGCCAUGCCGUUUCGGCUGCCGCCUCCUCAAGCACGGCUCCCACAGCUCCCAACCACGUGAACGACUCCCAUGGCGGCAACAAUAGCGCACUAAAUGUCACGGACGGCGAUUCCCAAGACUCUACUAGCAGGAUGAAAGCACUGGACACUGCUGCUCGCCCCCUCAUGUUUCCUUCCCCAGCCCAUGAAUCCUCUCCCGCCUCGCCUCCUUCCUCACCUCCCACCUCGCCUUCUGCCUCUUCCUCCUCCUCCUCCUCACCGCCCUUCUCCCUCCCUGCUAUUAGGGAUCGCCUUAGGCCUUUCUUUCUCUCUCCCUCGAACAGUGAGCACCUGCCUGUCACUCGAGACGACCCUCAUCCCUACCAUCCCUCCCAUCCCCCCAAUCACGCGCUAGCCCUACCCCGCCUACGGAUAACCCCAACUCUCUUCAGCAACACUCUCCUGCUCCUCCUCUCGUUGCUCAUCCUCCUCCCCCUCCUUGCCAUCCCUCUCCUUGCGCCCCCCUCACCGCUCCCCCCACCCACUGCUGCCGCACAGCCUGCUGCGGAGGGGUCUUUGGGGCAGGAGGUGGGGGGAGAGGAGGAUUACGGGGCGAGUGGCGGUGGGGGGAUCGAGGUGACGGACAGUGAUGGCAGUGGUGGUGGAGGGAGGGAUGGCAGUGAGAGAGGAGACGAAGGGGUGAUGGCAGCAGGCGAUGGAUCAGAUUAUGUGAACCAUUACCCGUGCUCUGAACCAAGGUGUGUCCGCCUGCACUGCUUCCUGGACACUCAGGUGCGUGUGGCGAAGGUAUGGGGCAUGGGGCACGAGGCACUGCGAGGCACGUUGGUGCCUCGCCUGCUGGCGAUCUGCUACGACCACCGUAGCCUGGAGUUCUGCUGCUCGCUCCGCCUGCACUGCUUCCUUGACACUCAGGUGUCUCUAAUCUUCCUGUUUUCAAUCCACCCCACCUCACUCCUGCACUCGUAUGCGCACCUGGAAUGGCUUCUCGUCCCUCUUUGUUUCCAUCUCUCUGUUUCCAUCUCUCUGUUUCCAUCUCUCUGUUUCCAUCUCUCUGUUUCCAUCUCUCUGUUUCCAUCUCUCUGUUUCCAUCUCUCUGUUUCCAUCUCUCUGUUUCCAUCUCUCUGUUUCCAUCUCUCUGUUUCCAUCUCUCUGUUUCCAUCUCUCUGUUCCAUCUCUCUGUUUCCAUCUCUCUCUUUCCAUCUCUCUCUUUCCAUCUCUCUCUUUCCAUCUCUCUCUUUCCAUCUCUCUCUUUCCAUCUCUCUCUUUCCAUCUCUCUCUUUCCAUCUCUCUCUUUCCAUCUCUCUCUUUCCAUCUCUCUGUUUUUGUGUGCAGGAGGAUGCUCCAAAGAGUGAGAGGGACGACUUCAGUGGCGGGCAGAAGAAAUUCAUGACCCCCUCCUAUCUGCACCUGAUGUGGAGGCGGCUACAUAUCAUCAGGCAAAUCCUGUCUUUGAGAUUUGAUGUGAUCUUCACAGACAAUGACGUCAUUUGGCUGCAGAACCCCCUUCCCCACCUGCUCAACGUCCCAUCCGACUUGCUCAUAGCGUGCGAUCGCUGGUCAGCAGACCCCAAGGCGGCAGCAGCCAAUGGGGGCUUCUACAUGGCUCACAGCAACGACCGCGUUUUGCGAUUCUUUGACUACUGGUUGGAAUCUCACACUCGAAUGCAUUCAUGCGAGUGCGACCCGAAGCAGACCCUUACACCCGCCACACCCUCCAUCUCUCCAUUCAUUAUACCCUUUCCCCCUACCCCGUUUUCCCCUUCCCCCUUCAACCCCACCACCAGCUUACCCGGCAUUCACGACCAGGAUGCGUUCAUGCGAGUGCGCCCUGAAGCAGACCCAUACACUCGCGUCACCCUCCGCCUCUCCGUCCACUACCUGCCGACAGAGAGCUUUAGCGGUUUCUGCGAGAUCGGGCGGCAGCUGGGGCGGCUUGUCACUGUUCACGCCAAUUGUUGUUUGGGACUGGAGAAGAAGAUGCAAGUGCUGCAGCAGGUGGGUUGA
Messenger RNA from Closterium sp. NIES-65, 2034 nucleotides. NCBI's taxonomy places the organism in Eukaryota, Viridiplantae, Streptophyta, Zygnematophyceae, Desmidiales, Closteriaceae. The record is from the annotation of a GenBank genome assembly.